CGAUUAGUUAACAUGUUGGUUAACCGUAUUUUGAAACACGGAAAAAAAUCAUUAGCUUAUCAAAUUAUCUAUCGAGCGGUGAAAAAUAUUCAACAAAAAACAAAAAAAAAUCCACUAUCCGUUUUACGUCAAGCAAUAGGUCGAGUCACUCCCGAUAUAACAGUCAAAGCAAGACGGGUAGGUGGAUCAACUCACCAAGUUCCCGUUGAAAUAGGAUCCACACAAGGAAAAGCACUUGCCAUUCGUUGGUUAUUAGCGGCAUCCCGAAAACGUCUAGGAAAAGAUAUGGCUUUCAAAUUAAGUUCCGAAUUAGUCGAUGCUGCCAAAGGGAGUGGCGCUGCCGUACGCAAAAAGGAAGAGACUCAUAGAAUGGCAGAAUCAAAUAGAGCUUUUGCGCAUUUUCGUUAAUACAUGAAUAGAGUUUUAGGGUCUGGUCUGGUCUGGUCUAUCCAGCUCAAUUGGAAAAGAAUCAAGAGAAUAAGUAAAGAAUCAUAAGUAAUAGAAAUUGAUUUCGCAAAAUUGACACAUCAAUAAGGAAUAAACUAAGCUCUCGGGGACUUUAUGAAAGAGUAACCUCGCGUGAAUACAAUGCAAUUGGCACUUUUUUUAUAGGAAUUGGAAGCAGUUACUAAUUCAUGAGCUAGGAUAUACAGAAUGAAAACUUCAGUUUAUAAAAAAGAUAAUACCUUGGUUAUAUUUCAUCUCUUCAACAAGUUUAGUAAUGAGCAUAAUGGCCUAUAGUUCAGAUGGAAAGAUGACCCAAUUCUUAGUUUUUCAAGAAAUUUUCAAACAAACAAAUUGAACGAAAUUGAACUGUAUUCAUUUAUCUAUCCGUAUAGUACAUUGAAUAUACAGAAGCUCUAGUAAGAAUGUUUUGAUAUGGUGCUAAGGAUUUCAUAAUUCUAUUUGUAUUUGUAACUCGGGAAUGUUUUCGUUUUUACUCCUACCUAGUAUAUGGAUAGACCAAUAGGGUUCUGAACUUAGAAUUUGAAAAAC
This is a messenger RNA of Cuscuta epithymum, 996 nucleotides long. The record is from the annotation of a GenBank genome assembly. Lineage: Eukaryota; Viridiplantae; Streptophyta; Magnoliopsida; Solanales; Convolvulaceae.